Cyphellophora europaea CBS 101466 is the source of this 1335-nucleotide messenger RNA. RefSeq lists its product as uncharacterized. The coding region runs from base 1 to 1335 and encodes 444 amino acids. The transcript has a single exon. Gene Ontology annotation, cellular component: membrane. The record is from RefSeq and is a predicted model, not a curated record. Gene Ontology annotation, biological process: transmembrane transport; monoatomic cation transport. Gene Ontology annotation, molecular function: monoatomic cation transmembrane transporter activity. Lineage: Eukaryota; Fungi; Ascomycota; Eurotiomycetes; Chaetothyriales; Cyphellophoraceae.
AUGUCUGAGCCCAUUCAUCUCAACACGCAUCCUACCCACGCCACGUUGUCGCUCGUUCAUCAAUCGAUGCAGUCAGCGUCCAAUUUGCACUAUGGCGAAGCCAAAACUUCCGCGGUAGAGGAGUCAAAAGCCGAAGCUGGCUCCCGGCACCGCAAUGCUUCCACCUACGAUACCGAGUCUCAAUCGCCGUCCUAUGCCUCCCCAGCCGAUCCAUUCCAGCUCUCCCAACGAAUCAAGACCCAAGUGGAACUCGACAGCAUCAGCGCUAAUACUGCGAGAAAACGCGACACUGUCAAUUACUGUAAUCCUAUUAGUUUGGGCAGCAAGCCCAUGUCCAAAGUAGCCGGGUUUUACGAGUCGCAGAAUUCGCAGAUUGAGCGCCUCCUCAAGCCAGUCCAUGAGCAUGUCCGGGAAGCACGAGACUCUCAGGAAUCUACAAAACUCAAGUACUUGAUAGCGGUCUAUGGUAGCUUCGGCGCCAAUAUUGUUCUAUCCAUCCUCCAACUUUAUGCCGCCAUCUCUUCCGGCUCUCUUUCGCUCUUCACGACCUGCGCCGACUCUGUCUUCGACCCGUUAUCAAACGUCACUUUGAUCGUUUGCAACAAAGCCGUCAGCAAAGUCGAUCCUCGCAAGUUUCCUGCCGGACGGGCUCGAAUAGAGAACGCUGGCAACAUUGUCUUCGCCUUUUUGAUGACCACAGUCUCCUUCAUCCUGAUCGCAUUUUCCAUUCAAGAUCUUGCUCGCCACGCUGGACAAAACGACACCAAGGAUUUUUACCUUCCAUCGGUCAUCGCAGUGUCGGUGGCUUUCACCACGAAGCUCUGCCUCUUCCUCUAUUGCUGGGGAAUAAAGGGGGAUUAUUCUCAGGUGCGCAUUCUUUGGGAGGAUCACCGAAAUGACCUAUUCAUCAACGGCUUCGGUAUCUUAACCUCCGUGGGUGGUUCCAAGCUUAGAUGGUGGAUCGAUCCCAUGGGUGCUAUUAUCCUCUCAGUCCUGAUUUCGUGCCUGUGGCUGCAUACUGCAUACGGAGAGUUCCAGCUGCUUAUUGGAGUCACCGCCGACACGGAAACGCUUCAGCUCAUUACAUACGUGAGCAUGACGCACAGUGAGAUGAUCAAGCAGAUCGAUACAGUGCGAGCUUGGCAUUCGGGUCCCAGACUCGUCGUUGAAGUCGAUGUUGUAAUGGACCCUGAAGAAAGUCUUCGCGUCAGCCACGAUGUGGCGGAGGAGCUGCAAAUGAAACUCGAAAGCCUACCGGAUGUCGAGCGAGCAUAUGUACACGUUGACUUCGAGACGACGCACAAGCCUGAGCAUUUCCUGAAGAAGGAGCUAUGA